Molecule: messenger RNA, 2526 nt
Organism: Aspergillus novofumigatus IBT 16806
Lineage: Eukaryota; Fungi; Ascomycota; Eurotiomycetes; Eurotiales; Aspergillaceae
Product: PSP1 family protein
Exons: 4
Coding region: 1-2526 (841 amino acids)
Cellular component (GO): cytoplasm
Source: RefSeq, a predicted model, not a curated record
AUGGCCGCGUCGUCUGAAAAGUCCACGCAGGAAUCUAAACCUGCCGAUCCGCCAGCAGUGUCCAGUAAUGCGUCAGCCAGGCUUGAAAAAACCCAUCCUGGAGUCCGUCGUUCGACGCCCGAUUCGGAAGCUUUGGCAUCUUCAGAUGACGACGUAGAACACUCGCAUCUGCCGUCAACAUCUGUACCUGUUUCUGCACCCAAACCUACUCGCCGUACUUCAUGGCUGAACGAGAUUCCCCUCAAUAUGCCCCGAAAGCCCCGCAACCGAUCACACCGGAUGGCCUUCGGGGUCAAGCCCUGGAUUGGGCAGCCAAUGAACUGGAACCACGUCGGAAACAACUCGUUCACAUGGGGCACAGGCAUUUGGAAUUCCGAAUCCAGAAAAGAGCCGCCACCCCGACUCUCAGAGAUUGUCCCGUCGCCUACGAUGUCUAAUGCAGUCGGCGAUCCCGUUCUCUAUCCCGCUUCACCCACGCCCAAGACCUAUCGCUCGCAGUCAUACUCCGUGGGACAGAUGGAUCCAGAAUACUUGAACACGAUGGCCAAUAAGUCGGCGGCGCCGUAUCCAGGUGGGCGGGCUCGGAAUGCUGGACAGUACUCCGCGCUGCAACACCGAUCGUCUCGGCCAAGCCUCCUUGGAGAACUUGGUCAUGACCCUGCCACUCUCGGUCGUGUUCGUGAAGAUGAUGACGAUGGCGGUAGCGGUAACAGUUCCGACGGUAGUCUCAACGCCUAUUCGGCGAAUCAGGCGCGCACAAUUGAGCAACUCUCGCGGGAGAAUGCAAUUCUGCGCCAGGCUGCAGGUCAACUGGAUAACAGACUUAGAGAUCGCGCCAUGUCUUCUGCGUCCACUGCCAGUGGAUAUGCAGUUGGUAGCAACUUGCGCAACCUCCAUCGGAUUCGUGGAACCGUCCCGGAGGAGACGGACCUUGCUGUGGAGGAUCUCGACGAAGUGGGCGACAUACCCGGUUAUAGCAACAUUCACAGCAGUCUGCGUAGAAGGUUUUCCGAGCAUUCGGGGAACCUCGAGAAGCAGCUGCCUUCCACUCUCACCCCGCUUGAGAACCGUGCGCUGGAAAAUAUUCGUAAGGCCAAUUGGCAGACUUCCCUUGGAUUUGGCAGCCUCGCCGAUAUUCCUCAGAGCAGGCGACACUCUUUCGCAGACAUUCCCAUUCGGCACGCUUCUAUUUCUGGCGACUCUCAAGCAGCGGCCACCUCCCGGGCUGGAUUGGGAGAUCGGGAAGACCGUCUUGUCAAUAUCAGUGAUGGUUCCCUUUCAAAUGCCCAGAGCCAGAAUCGUGAGUAUCACCGUUUGCAUGUGGCUUCUCGUCCCGAGGAACAUGAAAUGGAAAUGGAAUAUUUACGAGCUCGUCAAUUUGCAGAAUCCUACUUUGCUCGCGACCAAGCUCUUCGUGCUGCCGAAGGACCCUCUGCAGUUCCUACUUCGCUUCACCAGGCUUAUACGAUGCCGAACGCUUACGGCCGCCACCAGUCUGGUCUUGCACAUGGCCAUCAGAAUCAGCUUCUGUAUAUCGUGACUUUCAAGUGCCACCGUGCCGACGUUUUCUACAUUCAAGAAGACACUGGCUUGCAGGUGAAACCCGGUGACUUGGUUAUUGUUGAAGCGGAUCGUGGCACGGAUUUAGGCACUAUCCAGCAUGCGAAUGUAUCCUUGCAGAGAGCCCGGGAGCUGAAACAGCAGUAUGCAGAGGAACACUACAAAUGGCUGAUGAUGUUCUCUCGGCAAGGCCAGAACGGAACCGCGAACGUGACUGGGAGUGUUCCAGCCCUGAGCGGAAGAAGCACUAUCGGCGGCAUGGGUCCUCAUGGUCCGCAUGGUGUGCAGGAUUUAGCAGGAGAUAUCAAGCCUAAGCUCAUCAAGAGACUUGCGCAGAACCACGAGAUCCUGACGCUCCGCGACAAAGAGGGCAACGAGGCGAAAGCAAAGCGGGUCUGCCAGCAGAAAGUCGCCGAGCACAGACUCAACAUGGAGAUUCUUGAUGCCGAAUUUCAAAUGGAUUGGAAGAAACUCACUUUCUACUACUUUGCGGAUUCGUACAUCAACUUCAACUCUCUUGUGACUGAUCUUUUCAAGAUCUACAAGACCAGGAUCUGGAUGUCGGCAAUUAACCCAGCAUCCUUUGUGACUCCGCCAACUGCUGGUUUACCACCUCCGGGAGGUGUUGGAAAUGGCGACGGCCGAGUGUACGGCGCAGCUCGAGACGGCAUGGAUGUUGGCAGAGACACGGUGGGCAAUAAGGUCGGGCCCUUGCGCAGCACCUACACAGAUCCUUAUCAGCCUUUCCCUCAUGGUGCCCGACAGCCUGAUUCCGGCCUUGGUGAACUCGCACCCAGUGCCGAUCCCUUCUCUGCAUACCCGCCAAACGCUUAUGGUGGGACCUUGGACACUGGCUAUAUCGACUAUGCCGCGCAUAGCCCUGGCGUGGGCGGUGGUCCGUCUCGAGUUCAUAAUGCGCCAAAUGACUGGACCACCCGGUUCCAGGGCCUGUCACUUGGAUCUUGA